Ciona intestinalis (vase tunicate) is the source of this 1299-nucleotide messenger RNA. The record is from RefSeq and is a predicted model, not a curated record. NCBI's taxonomy places the organism in Eukaryota, Metazoa, Chordata, Ascidiacea, Phlebobranchia, Cionidae.
UUAUGAACCACUGCUUUACUCACGGCCAUACAUCUCGUCAUUUGUUUCCCUUUGCCAUUUCUGCUUAUAUGUUUCUUUGCGCACGACUAUUGGAAUAUAGGCCUACGCUACCAUAGACAUUCGACAGUGAGAUUUUAUAACGACGAGGAUUUGUAAGGACGAGAACCAACACAACAAAAUAAUGCAGUCCGUGAAAUGUGUUGUGGUUGGAGAUGGAGCUGUUGGUAAAACCUGUUUGCUGAUCAGCUACACAACCAAUGCUUUCCCUGGAGAAUAUAUUCCCACUGUGUUUGAAAGCUAUGCUGCAAAUGUUGUGGUGGAUGGGAACCCAGUGAACAUCGGUUUAUGGGACACAGCUGGCCAGGAAGAUUACGAUAAACUUCGACCGCUAUCAUACCCACAGUCAGAUGUCUUUGUCAUGUGCUUCUCGUUGGUAAACCCAACAUCUUAUGAAAACAUUGCAGAAAAAUGGUAUCCGGAAGUUCAUGAACACUGUCCCGACAUCCCCAUUGUACUCGUUGGGACAAAACUGGAUUUACGUGAAGACCCAGUAAGGGAAACACUCAAAACGUUGGGUGAGAGAAAUCUUGUUCCAGUUACCAAAACCCAGGGCCUCCAGUUGGCGAAAAAAGUUGGGGCAAAGAAAUAUUUUGAGUGCUCGGCGCUUACUCGUGAAAACUUAGACGAACUCUUUCUUGAAGCAAUGCGCAAUGCCCUAAAAGGACCGGACAAAAUUGUAAAAGAGAAACCAAAUUGUCAAAUUAUCUAAUCAGCAUUUAAGAAUUUUGAGUUAACGCUCGAAUAAUUGUUCAGUAUACAACUGUAUACCAAAGUCCAUAAAAAUAAAAAUUAAAACUAUAGACUUUGCUGUACACAUUAUACAUGUCGUUACCGCAUGUGGUGUAGCUUAAACGAUUGUGCAAUACCUUUAUAUUAAAGGUUAAUGUUUUACAGUCGUGAGUAACUGGAACUCUCUGCGUAUUUGUGUACACUGUACACAAUGUUAAAACUCUAUCACUUUGUCCUAAAACUAUUGCUUUUUACUUUAGGAAUACAUUAGUAUACAUCAUUUCAUUAGUUUUACACGAUAUUUUUGCUACUGAUAGUUUGUGAACGAUUUAUAAAUGGACAACUGACGUUCCGGCGAAACAUAUGAUAUUGUAAACAUGUACGUUUGCUCAAACGCGUUACACACAUUUGUUCCCCUUUGUUUUACUACUUUCAUUCUCCGGCCGCAAUGAAAUUUACAUGUUAGUUAGAUAUAGCUAACAACGCUAUAUAAUAAAGUUUCACAAUCGU